AGUUUGAUGGGGAGGUACAUGACGACGAAGUCAGUAUAAUAAGUUCCUUAACCUCAACUCCUUCUAGUUCUACUUCAAGUUCAAGUAUCUCUGGGGUAGUGGUUAUAUUACUAAUUCAGUUCAUCGUUAACAUAGGGAAUAGUACAUGACAAGAACGGCCGUCUGAAAGGAUACACUUCUGCAACUGUAUCAUUUCACCGGUAGACUAGAAGUACUACUAAGGAUGCGAAUGAAUGAAUGGAUGAAUGAAUGAAUGACAAGAAAUCAGUAUAAGAGCCCUUGAAAUAGUUGAUAUUUUGGUUGAUGUCCUAGUUCGUCGUAGUCGAGAACUCGUCAGCUUGCUCUGGUGCCUGCUCCGGUGCCUGCUCACGAGGGUAUUGGUAAAGUCCUAGUUGUGGACACGACGACGACUCACGAGGGUGCUGUUCACCAGUCGACACACCUUGACCGACGUUCUCGAUAUAUCACAAGAAUUUGUUGAAGAUGAUGGAGAUGCACUGCAAUAUGACAACAACAACAACUAACAACGACACGCAGAAGAAGUUUUAGUUUUUCCGAUGUUGUCCGCAUCCGCAAGACCAGGUCAUUCGUCUAUGGAAUCACAAGGAGCUCUGCUAUUCUCAAGCAUAGUACCAGCAAUACAUGACGCGGACAACUCUGGCUCUAAUAGGUCACCUUCAACACCAUCAAGCAAUGAUACAUCUUGACCUCCUCGCUGACCCUUCUACUCCCUCCACCACGACUGCAACUACUGUAUUAAAGCCACCUCACUUACAACUUACUAAUUUUUUAUAAAGUUUCAUUAGCCCAUCUGUGAGCGGUUUUCAAGAAAAAGAACGGAAGCAGAUGAGGGAAAAGAUGGAUUGUAGUGAGUUCUAACUGUCGCAACACCUAGAAGCACUACAAGCCCAUCCACAUUGUCAUCAACGCGGCGUGUGGUUUGUAACCCACCACUGAGUGGGGACAGCUUGUGCUUACGAGUUCCGAUUCAUGUGACCACAUGGAUUCUGCUAUAGUGUUUCAUCGCCGGUUCUUACGGAGUGCUAGUCAAGCGGAGAAGCAUCGUGGCGUGGGUAAGUACUUAUUUUGUAUCGUACUUAAGUAUGAUUUUUGCUGGUUGAACCAGAACAAGGUCCAGGAGCUGCUGAUUUGACCACGAAAUUCCUUUACUGUGCUGGAGCCGGUAGUGGUGGUGAAAACCGAGAAUGCCAGAUCAAUGCAAGACGAGAAUGCUAGAUAAAUACAUCAUGAUGAUGUAAUUGAUGUAUUCGAUAUCUAUAAGCAUUUUUUCCAGGUGAGCGCCUACGUCGUUUUAACGGCGAUAUUGUUGCAGCUGUCGUCAGUGGGAGAGAGCGUAAAGUGGGCGCCGGGAAUCCUAUUGUCGCUUAUCCUUGCAGUCCGUGCUUUUGCGCGCUUACUUGAAGUCCGGAAAGUGUUAACAAUUACGGCAUUUUUUACGAAUCAUCUGUGCAGAGUUCUAGUAAGAUGACAAAUCUUUAUCUUACUCUACUAGUUACCUAUAGAGGAGCAAUAAAGCCCUAAGAACACAAACUGCCUAAGGCAGAGGAUGAAGAGUAAGGCUCUAGUAAUGCUGCACAUGAUCAUGAGAAUGUAAAUGUAGUUCGGAGAGCUCUAAGGCAAACGAAGAAACCGCUUGGCGCUGUGUUGAGGUUGUGACAGGUUUCGGUUUGGCAUGGGCGCUGGUGCUGAAUCUACUCAAGGCAGGUCUGUAUUAUGGCUUUUUUAGAUUCUAAACUCGGAACAGCUAAGCCGACUAGUUGUCUGAAUCCACCUCCUAACGAGAGUGUGACUGAUUGUUAUUAAUUCUCCAAAAGAUUAUGUGAGAGUUGAAACGCGUACAAGCUACACACCAGUACUACUUGAUCUUUGUGUACUAGUUAACCUAAUGUUUCUCUUUGAAUAAUAUAUUGCUAUUGGAGAAUUUCGAAUUCGAUGGAUACUGGCCUCUCUAACUCGCCAUCGGACGUAGUAUUUCUGCGGUAGGCCUUGCCAUUUUGUUCUUGGUCGCAGUGAGGACAAGACUGGCCGUGUUGAAUUCGAGAUGUCAACUAGAAACCAGAAUGGUACGGUUAGCCACAACAACAGGAGACGAGGAGCCAAUGCGAUGGCCGCCAUGAUGUUGUUGGGGAAGCCAAGAGGAGAUCAUGAAGAUCAAGAUACUUCGUUGCAUGUUGAUGAUACUGUUGAUAUAUUUUGCGCUCUAGUUCAUCUUCAUCAAGGUGACAAUUGUAUGUCAAUGUCUUGAUGGGAAACUUAGAGUUUGAUGCUCAAUAUGAACAAGAUGAAGCGUGGUCAAGCUAGAGUCAGUGAACGCCUUUCACAGGCGCUGCUAUGGUUGAAUGAAAAUACGUCACGACAAGUACAACUGCAAUAUUACGUAUUCUCCUCUUUGGCAACGUC
Amoebophrya sp. A25 is the source of this 2421-nucleotide messenger RNA. The record is from the annotation of a GenBank genome assembly. Lineage: Eukaryota; Dinophyceae; Syndiniales; Amoebophryaceae.